UACUCCUAAAGCAACACAGUGGACUGGCAGUGGCUGGAAAGUACUGAUUGGAGGGAAAACAGAAAGUAAUGAAAAAGUGAUUUUCUCUGAAUGCCGGUAAUAACUCUUUCCAUUUAAAUUCUGUGUAAACUUUCCAGUGCAUAACAUUAUUGUGCAAGACCUCUUCUAGGCAUCUUUUUAAGUCAAGCAUCACAUAGAGGGACCAUUUUUUCAUUGGAGACUGGCCACAGGAAUGCGAGUUUUGGCUGAUUCCCCGCUUUCAGCUAGGCUUUGAGCUGGUGUGAAGUUUCCUCUGUGUUGAGAUGGCCUCGACGUGCCUGCGGCCCCUGCUGAGGUACCGGUCCUUCGCCAUCCUCUUCCUCACGCCGCUGCUGCUGCUGCCUCUGCCGGUCACUGUGCAGACGCGGGAGGCCAAAUGUGCGUAUAUCAUCAUCAUCAUGGCUGUAUACUGGUGCACUGAAGUGAUCCCCCUGGCUGUGACCUCCCUCAUGCCUGUGGUGUUUUUCCCUCUGCUUGGAGUUCGGAGCUCUAAAUCAGUGUGCUUGCAGUACCUAAAUGACACAAACAUGCUCUUCGUGGGAGGGCUUAUUGUUGCAAUUUCUGUUGAACAGUGGAAUCUUCACAAAAGGAUUGCACUGAGGGUCCUGCUGAUUGUUGGGGUGAAACCUGCACUCCUCAUGCUGGGAUUUAUGAUAGUCACUGCCUUCCUGUCCAUGUGGAUAAGUAACACAGCCACCACUGCUAUGAUGGUUCCCAUUGUUCAGGCUGUCCUGGAUCAGAUGGACAACACAGAGCAUGAUGUGACCAUGAUGGAACAAGGAACCGGGCAAACAAAUACAGUGAUUGAGCUGGAGGAAAAGGGUGCAUCAAAUCUACCUUCAGUGCAUGUCAUAAGCAAUGGACAAGUCCCUGAUGACCCCAGAUCUUCUGAGGAAAGGAAAAUGAGGAAACGCGUGUGUAAGGGAAUGACACUGUGUAUAUGCUAUGCCGCCAGCAUUGGAGGAACUGCGACACUCACUGGAACGGGACCAAACAUUGUGUUGAAAGGCCAGAUGAAUCAGUUAUAUCCCGACAAUAAUGACAUUGUGAAUUUUGCUUCCUGGUUUGGGUUUGCAUUCCCAAACAUGAUUCUGAUGUUGGUACUAGCGUGGUUUUGGCUACAGUGCUCCUUCAUGGGACUCAACUUUAAGAAAAGCUGGGGCUGUGGAACAGAGAGAUCUGCUAAAGAAAAAGCUACAUGUGACGUGCUGAAGGCGGAAAUGAAGAAAUUAGGCCCUAUCUCUUACGCUGAAUUCAAUGUCCUCCUAAUGUUUGUUUUGCUGGUUCUCUUGUGGUUUACCAGACACCCAGGCUUUGUAAAAGGCUGGGCCACCAGGCUGUUCCCAAGAGGAGAAAAGUUUAUCUCUGAUUCUGCUCCUGCUGUGUUUGUUGCCCUGCUACUGUUUAUCCUUCCUGCUAAUAAACCCAAAUUCACAGGCUGUAAGACAAGCAUGUCUGACCCUGAACAGACUGAAGAAGAUAUAAAAAAAACAUUUUUAUCAGCCCCGUUGCUGGAUUGGAAUGUGGUUCAGAGGAAGAUGCCCUGGAGCAUUGUGCUGCUGCUGGGAGGAGGUUUUGCUUUGGCCGAUGCAAGCGCAAACUCUGGGCUUUCAGCUUGGCUGGGUCAUCAAAUGACUCCACUAGGAUCUAUCCCACCCUGGGCCAUUGCGACAGUACUUUCACUUAUUAUAGCUGUCUUCACCGAAUGCACCAGUAAUGUCGCCACAGCCACCCUCUUCCUACCUGUCUUUUCAUCCAUGGCUACAUCUAUCAAGAUCCAUCCUCUGUACGUUAUGCUGCCGUGUACUCUCAGCGCUUCCUUUGCCUUCAUGCUGCCUGUUGCAACACCACCGAAUGCGAUAGUGUUUUCCUAUGGCCACAUCCGUGUUUUGGAUAUGGUUAAAACUGGAAUAGUGAUGAACAUCAUUGGAGUCCUCUGUGUCACACUGGCCAUCAACACAUGGGGAAGAUCUAUGUUUGAGCUGGACACAUUCCCAGCCUGGGCAAACACAACGGCUAACCAGUGAGCAGUGAAGAACUCAUGGCCUUAACAAGGAAAGGACCCUUAAUACUACUUCCUGUUGCCUGAAACUCUAUACAGUCUCAUCACACAUCAGUUCAGGCAUGAAACAACUCAAAUUUAUUCUGGUCUUUUGUCUGGACCUCCAACCAAUGUUGAGAUUUAGCAUUUAUUGAACUUUAAAUAAAGAGAGGGCAGGCUGUUGUAUCAAAUGGUUUGAACCGUCAUAUCACUGGUAUGUACUUGUACAUCGUUAGCAUUGAACACUGCACUCAGGCAGGAGCUGAAAAUUCAUUAACUAACACUUACAUCCACAACUCAGCAGCUGUACAGGGAAAUCCUUGUCACUUGUCUACUGAAAGAAGGGGUAUGGUGUGAUGUGAUACAGUACAAUAUGGUACGGUACUAUUAUGGUAUGGUAGGGUGCGGUACAGUAUAUUUUAGUUGGUCCUCAACCAUGUGGUAGACUCCUUCUAAGUCAAUAUCCAACACAUUUUCCAUUGCCUUGUUUUCACUACCAGAUCUCACUGCAUAUAGACACGUUUAUUGAGGGUUGAGAUAACAUAAUUCCAUGAUGGAUUCAGGUGAUGUCUUGGGCAAUGAUGACUUAAGGCUGGCUUUGUGUUCCUUGCACUGUGGCACUGGCAGGGACAGGAGCCUUUCCCUCUCUCAGCCACAGGACUUCACACCUAUUGUGAAAGUCCCUGGGUUAGCCCCUGAGGUGCCUUAUUAAGUAACUCUGGAAUUUUGGAGUGGAGACAAGGCAUGAAAAAGGCUCUAUUUGAAUUUGUAAAAAUGCAGUGGCCCAGAUAUUAGGGCUUGUGCUGGCUGACAGGAAUGGGAGUUGUCUUGUGUACUUUGGAUUGCAGGUCCUGUGAGAAAAGUAUUUUGUAGGAACUGUUUAUGUCAUUUCUGAAGCAGAAGUAGUUUACAGAAAGAUUGGUGUUGGACCAGGCGUAUUUGGUCAGUGGUACGUGGGUGCUUUCUAUGCAGCCCUGGAGAUGAGGCUGGGUGGGAGGUGAGAGAGACCUGCGGGCUUGGCCUGCAUUCUGCUCCCAGACUUCCUGUGCAGCCUCAUUCAUGACAGUUCUCCUCUUUUUGCCUCGGUUUCCCCUCCUGAAGAAGAUAUCAUGGUACCUAUCUACCUCACAGGGGUGUUGUGAGGACAUAAGGGUCAAAUUCUGCACCCAUGGGGAUUCCCCACCUUAUUCCAUGAUAAGGAGUGCAAGGUAGAAGCUACAGAACCGUAGAAUUCUGGCCAGAGUAUCUGGCCUCUUGCAUAGUAGUGUGUGUAGGAAAUUUAAUAGAUUAACAUGAAUGCUCUUUAUAGAACUGGAAAAAUACUCACAUGUUUGUCUUUAAAAGUGAGAAAAGUAUUUAUCCACAAAAUGACCAUGUGCUUUUCUGAGAAGAAAACUACUUCAAGAAUGAUUUGAUUUGAUUUGAUUUGAUUUAAUUUGAUUUGAUUUGAUUUGAUUUGAUUUGAUUUUCUUGCCUUUAUCUUCUGUGGUCUUUCAAGGUGCUGGGCACCAUGAACUCUCCUCUGGCUGUUGGUGCACCCUCUCUGCCCAGCUGGCGCGGCCUCGUGCCUCUUCCAUGGAACGGUGGAGCGUGUGGGGAAACACUGCUCUGCCCGCAGUCUGUCUGAGGAAGAGACAGUUCUAGUGCCAAGAAGGAGCUUGGUGACAGGCAUUUGUCACCACCUGAAGCCUAUCACUGUAUUUGGUUGAGGAAGCUGAAGGCAGGAGCAGUGAAGCCCUUCCUGUGCUUUGGCAGGUAUCUGAAUGCAUUUGAGAAAGGGACUUUUUUCUGCCUUCUGUUGGACACUUCACCACUGCCAGGAGCUUCACAGUGCUUGCUUCUCACUGUUGCAGGUAACAGAGCCGGGAUGCGGGGGUGGGCGGCGCUCGGCUCAUCCGUCUCGGUUCACAUACAUCAAAACUCUCAACCUGGUUUCAGACGUAGGACAGACACUGCCCUGUCCCAUGUGCAGAGAGGAAUGUUCUGAAAAUGUCUUGAAGGGGGAAAGUGCCCUCAUCUCAACUAGGGAAGCGCUUCCCUGGGUUGCUGUGCAGAUAGAAAACAAAUGCUAUUUUCCUCAAUGGCCACACAGGGUGAUUUAUCGACAGGAGUGUCAGGGCAGGGGAGCGUACAUGUGGGGUAAUAAAGAAUGCUGGUUUUAUUAUAACCGUGCUGUAUUGGACAUGUCACCUCUCUGUCCUGUUAAUGGCAAACGUUACUUUCUGAGACAUAAAUCAAUCCUGUGACUGAUUUGUAUUUAAUUUAAAUGGGUGAGUUGCAGAAUUAGACCCUGGCAAAUAAAAAUUCACAAGAACUGUCUCCUCUUGGGCAUGGAUUGUUUCCUGUGUAACCCAGUGGGCCACUUGUUUUCUCCAUGAGCUUCCCUGCUAGCAUGGUGUUGCUCCAGCAAGAUCCAGGGGGUAUGCACUGUAGAGAACCAGUGCAAAGCAGGCAUUUGAAUACUUCUUUAAGUACCUUCAGACCCACAUGUCAAUGGUUCUUUCCUUCUCUUUCCUCAGCUGAGUGAUAACUCGAGUUUACAUCUUUGAAAAUGCUCAGGUGGGACCAAAUCAGGUGGUUCACCCUACAAGCUGUCUUAUUCGGUGCAGAGUAAAAGAUUGUGAGAACCUAAUAAAGACAACUAGUUUUUAAGAAUCAAUCUUGUACAAACUGUCCAGCACAACAGGCACAAAUGGGCUUUUCUUCAGCACCAAGCGUGCAUGACGUCCUGUUCCAGUUCCCUGAGUAAAUAUAUGUGUUAUUUGCACUGGGUAAUGCAACCACAAUGGCUUUGGUAGUGGAGCUGGGUUACAUCCCCUCCAGCGCUGCAGGGUCAGUGUCAUGAGAUACAGCUCUUGCCUGGCAGUUACUUUUCUUCUCAGCAAGGGGGGUUUUGUGUUUGGCUCAGAGGUUGUGAUGGUCUGAAGGUAGUGGCGUAAAGGAAUCCCUUUGUGCCCCACUUCAAAACAUGCACCACCAGAGCCAGGGGAGAACUUGAGGAUCUCUGAUGUGGACUUGGUCAGGAGGGGUGACCAAGCACCGUGAAGGAGCAACAGCUCCUGGUUCGUGGUCUGUGGGCAGCGUGCAGUGCCCAAUGGUCCCGGUGCAGCCAGCAAAGCAGCAGGUAGUACUGCUCCUGAGGAGCUAUGUUAGUGUUUUCCUGGUUUCUGUCCUCUCUCUAUGGGAUGUCCUUGACAUCCUUCUCCUCCCAGCACAGCAGGUUGCUGAUACUGUUUCUGCAAACCAUGGAUGUCUCAAAUCUGCAGAGCCAUGAUAAGGGCUGAUGUACACAGGGUUUGUUCGUCUUUGUUCAUUCUCUGUGCACACUCAUUCCCAUGAAGCACAGGGUUACGUGUGUGUGUGAGUCCAUGAAAGACCAAACUACAGGAAAAGAUACAAAGGGAGGACAAAGCUAUUUCCUGCCUACGUUGAACAUCUACAUCUGUGGAGUAGGGAAGAAAAACCCUUCAUCGUUCACUAUAUGAUCUGGAAGUCACCAAGCUGAAUAAAGCACCCAGACAAAAACAGUCUCAUCCUUAAGUGAUUCUGUUUCAUGUGAGUCUAGAUUGCUUAAAUGCAUGUGUAUAAAUCAGUCUGGGAAACUGUGUGAAAAGACUUGUGAAAGUACAUAUAUUAAAGGGAUACAAUGUGAGCAUAAAGCAAGAAGCCAGAAAAUGGUUGAUUAAGGCCUUUUUGGACUACUCAAACUUUAAGCAAGUUGCUUAACUUUCCUGUUUCAGUCUGAAAUGUUGUAUUUCAUGCUUAUCAACCUGCAAAAUUAAUUAGAAAUAUGUCCUGCUAAUUCAUGCAUGAAGACAAAGAUUAAAUGAUUUGCCUCCCUAAUGAAUAAACCAUGUUGCUAAAGUCUGUGAGUUUAGUCAAAUCGUACGAAACUUGCUGUGACUCUGGAAGUUCUACCUCUUUGAGUCAUGUAGGAAUCCCGACUUUUCUUGGAAGCAGUAAGUAACCCUAAAGCUGUGACAGCGUGGGAGGAAAGUCUUUGAAUAUCAACUCUAAAGCCUCAAAAACCAGAGGAUAAGUAAUAGGAACUCACUGUUUCAAUUUUGAACUACUUGGUUUUAAAUGCAGACUUGCCAUUUUGAGGGCCGGGCUAGUGAUCCUGCGCAGCAGCUUUGGGAGCAAAGCAACGCCAAGCCCCUGCUGCCAAAAUGGGGCGGUUCUUGUCUAUCUCUUAUCCCUGCUUUUCCCUUGUUAAACCCCUGUGCCGUUUGUUGUACCGGCACAUGAAUAUAAGCCUUAAAAUUAAACAACAUUUAUCAAGA
This is a messenger RNA of Calidris pugnax (ruff), 6363 nucleotides long. It is a transcript of the gene SLC13A5, whose product is annotated as solute carrier family 13 (sodium-dependent citrate transporter), member 5. Bases 303 to 2066 code for a protein of 587 amino acids. The record is from RefSeq and is a predicted model, not a curated record. Gene Ontology annotation, biological process: citrate transport; monoatomic anion transmembrane transport. NCBI's taxonomy places the organism in Eukaryota, Metazoa, Chordata, Aves, Charadriiformes, Scolopacidae. Gene Ontology annotation, molecular function: sodium:dicarboxylate symporter activity; citrate transmembrane transporter activity; succinate transmembrane transporter activity. Gene Ontology annotation, cellular component: membrane. The transcript has 14 exons.